CAGCAAUUUAUUUCCAUUUUGUUCUACCUAGAAUUUCAAUCUAUUAUUACGUCGUGUGCGUCUAGUUUGUUUUCCUGCAAAACACGAAAAGAAACAAUCGUUUAGACAUCAUGAGGAUUUUCUUGGCUCUCUUCAUCUUGGGGCACGCUUUGGCGGGCCUUCCACAUGGCCAGCUGUCGGCUCAAAUCAACGCCGAUAAAUUGAAACAUCACGAGAGACUUCAUCCGAUUGUCGUCCAGCAAAAAACUCCAAAUGUUCCGGGUUCCGGCAUCCGCAUUCUGCGUCAACAACCGGCUGGCUAUCAGUACCAACAGCCGACCCCGUCUUUCUUCCUGCCCACGCAAGCCAGCAAUUCAGUACAAACGGCAGUGACGCUACCCCAACAAUUUGUCCCAGCAUCGACCGCACCUCCGCCAACGUUCGCUCCGACCUAUCCGACGACAGCUUAUCUUCCGCCCACCAGUGCGCCCACAACGGCCGCCCCGCCUCCACCAGAUGUCAUCAUCAUCGAACCCAUCCGACCUGUGACCAUUCCGGCCUUCAUCGCUCCAGCCACAACGGCUCCGGUCGACUCUACCGCCCGUUGCCGUCACCCAGCCGUCCAUCCUUUCUUUCCCACCUCGUCCGACCGUCGGUCCGGUCGUUGUCGAUCCACCUACUAUGAACAUGGCCCUGAUGCCUCAAUUGCCUACGGUCCAAAUGGCGCAAAUAGCUUCGCUGGAUGUCGAUUGCGCUAAAGAAUCCAUGGUCGUUAAAAUCAAAUUCGAUCGACCUUUCGGUGGCUUGAUCUACUCAAAGGGUUUCCAUAGCAACUUGGAUUGCCAUCACGUGCGUUACGGAACUAAUAGCGAUUCGUAUGUGUUUACCAUCCGUUUGGAUUCGUGCGGAUCGCAGUGGGUCGACGCUUUGGCCAGCGGUGGAAAGGCUUAUCUAGAAAACGUCAUCAUCAUUCAAAACGAGCCGGGCAUUCAAGAGAUCUGGGAUACGUCUCGCUCUAUCCGAUGCUUCUGGGAAGGAUCACUGGAGAAGACAGUCUCGUACGCCUUCAACAUCGACAUGCUGGACACGCAGAUUGUCAGCUUCAGCGGCGAUUCGGCUACGGCUAGCAUGGACAUUCAAAUCGGCAAAGGACCGAACGCACCGAGCGUCAACGGCCUCGUCAAGAUCGGCGACACGUUGACGAUGGUCGUCGCUAUCGAAGGCGACCCAGGAUUCGAUGUCCAGGUUCAGGAAUGCAUCGCUCACGACGGCGACCGCGCCAACGCCGUUACGCUGACCGACAAGAACGGCUGCGUCCUCAAGAAGAAACUGAUGGGACCUUGGCAAAAGACGAUCGAAACCGGCCGGCCCGGAGUGUCUCUCGUCGCAUUCUCCUUCUUCCAGGCAUUCAAAUUCCCAGACCAGAUGGAAGUCUUCCUAGAGUGCAACGUCGAACUGUGCAAAAACGGAUGCGAUGUCUGCCCUGAAGACGCCAGUCUCUUUGACAUCCGCAAUCGCAAUCGCCGUAGCAUCAACAAUUCAACGGCCGAAGUUUCGGACGUCCGUUUGCGCCGAUCGCUUCGUGUCAUCUCUAACGAGGAUAUCGCUUACAAACCGGAUUCCCAUUCCGUCGUGACUCUCACCACGGGCAAUCGUCUGACGAACCAAGAGGAUGUUUGCAUGGCUCUAAGCAGCUUUAUCGUCGGCCUCGCAGUCAUUCUCAUCGUCUUGGUUGUUUCGUGCAUCAUGACGGCCUUACUCUGCGUGAAAAUACGUUCGGCUACCGUCGGCACCGAGUCCAUCUACCCGCCAAGUUCUACGUAUCACGCGUUCUCGUCGUCUGCUUCGAAAGCGUGAAAACAACCAUUCCAUUUGUAUACGAAAACAUAUAGUCUCCCAACUCUCUAUCGUGAUUGUGUUUGAUAUUUCUCGCUAUAUGCUGAUUGGCCAGGUGCGAUCCGCUUGUUGAAACUUGUGAAUAUUACAGAGAUUUUAAUUUUUUGUUGUAUUGAUUUUGGUACUAUGCUCAAUACACAACAACGAUUGGCGUUGUUAUAUAUUUCA
Molecule: messenger RNA, 2043 nt
Organism: Daphnia magna
Lineage: Eukaryota; Metazoa; Arthropoda; Branchiopoda; Diplostraca; Daphniidae
Exons: 8
Coding region: 661-1836 (391 amino acids)
Source: RefSeq, a predicted model, not a curated record